Molecule: messenger RNA, 435 nt
Organism: Neurospora crassa OR74A
Lineage: Eukaryota; Fungi; Ascomycota; Sordariomycetes; Sordariales; Sordariaceae
Exons: 3
Coding region: 1-435 (144 amino acids)
Source: RefSeq, a predicted model, not a curated record
AUGUUCUGUGGUCUUCCCAUACCAUUCCGGUCCCGAUCGGGGCACAACGCCAGCGCCAUGGAGCCACGGGAGAGGAUCAAGCUACGAAAGAAGCAAAAGAAGGCACGACUAGCCUCGAGUGACCAGUUUCAGUACCAGGGAAAACCCCCCAAGGGCCCUGCAAGGGCAUGCAACAGUAGUAAGAGCCCGAAAACUAUCACGCCUGAGAAUGGCCCGCCGCGUCCUUCACAUUCCCACUCCCGGCUCACGCCUAGAGGCAACAGAGGCUCAACAGCCCACAAAAGCUUCCACAACGCCCAACAUGGGGAAACCCCGAAUGAUGACACCGACACCGAGAAUAAGGAGCGUAAUAGUACGAAGCCGCACAGCGACCAGUCCCAGAUACAGGUACCGCCAUUACGUCGUGCGGAAGCCGUCGGUAUCGAGUACAUUUGA